CGCUGCCGGCGAGCAGGUGACACCGCGGGCUGCCCUGCGCCGUGUGCGCGGCAUGUGCGCGCCCGCUUAGCGCGGGCUGCCCCCAUGGGCAGCGGCGCCGGCUCCUUCCUCUGCCCCCCGUCUCUGGAAGUGCAGGCAGGAAACGCUCCUCAUGUCUCCCAGAUAAAAAUAAAAGCGACUCCCUCUUCCCGGCCGCAGAGUGCCCCCGCGAUCGGCCAGACGCGGGGCUGAGCCGGCCCCGCCGCCCGGCAGCGCUUCUCGCCGCCGCCCGGAGCGCCUCUCCCCGCCGUCGCCCGCCCCAUGGAUAUCGCAACAGGUCCCGAGUCCUUGGAAAGGUGCUUUACGCGGGGCCAGUCGGACUGCUCAAAGAUGCUGGACGGUAUUAAAAUGGAAGACCACCCUCUGCGCUCGGGUCCGGCCACGUUAGGAGUGCUGCUGGGGUCGGACUGCCAGCACCAGGCCGUCUGCGAGGGCUGCCAGCGGCCCAUCUCGGACCGGUUUCUGAUGCGGGUGAACGAGUCCUCCUGGCACGAGGAGUGCCUGCAGUGCGCGGCGUGUCAGCAAGCCCUCACCACCAGCUGCUACUUCCGGGACCGAAAGCUCUACUGCAAGCAGGACUACCAACAGCUGUUUGCUGCUAAGUGCAGUGGCUGCAUGGAAAAGAUCGCCCCAACAGAAUUCGUGAUGAGAGCCCUGGAGUGUGUUUACCACUUAAGCUGCUUCUGCUGCUGUGUCUGCGAACGGCAGCUGAGGAAAGGGGACGAGUUUGUUCUUAAGGAAGGGCAAUUGCUCUGCAAAAGUGACUAUGAAAAAGAGAAAGACUUGUUGAGCUCGGUCAGCCCAGACGACUCAGACUCAGUUAAAAGUGAUGAUGAAGAUGGGGAUGUUAAGCCCACCAAAGGACAAGUAACACAAGGAAAAGGAAGUGAUGAUGGGAAGGACCCAAGAAGACCUAAACGACCAAGGACAAUACUUACUACACAGCAGAGACGAGCAUUCAAAGCAUCCUUUGAAGUGUCUUCCAAGCCCUGUAGGAAGGUCAGAGAAACACUAGCAGCUGAAACAGGCCUCAGUGUGCGAGUUGUCCAGGUCUGGUUUCAAAACCAAAGAGCAAAGAUGAAAAAACUAGCACGAAGGCAUCAGCAGCAGCAGGAGCAACAAAACUCGCAGCGACUAGGGCAAGAAGUAAUGUCCAACCGAAUGGAAGGGAUGAUGACAUCUUACACACCACUUGCACCACCACAGCAGCAGAUUGUAGCAAUGGAUCAAAGCAGUUAUGGCACAGACCCAUUUCAGCAGGGUCUCACCCCUCCACAAAUGCCAGGCGACCACAUGAACCCUUAUGGAAACGACUCCAUUUUUCAUGAUAUCGACAGUGAUACCUCUUUAACUAGCUUGAGCGACUGUUUUCUUGCCUCUUCUGAAGUUAACUCCAUGCAGGCUAGGGUAGGAAAUCCCAUUGACAGGCUGUACUCUAUGCAGAGCUCCUAUUUCGCCUCAUGAAAAUAAAAGAAAACAAACAGCCGGCGUAUAUUUAGCCAGUGACUAUUUCCAGUGCAGACUCUACAGCCAUAUGUUGCCCAGCUCUUCCUUCACAGUGACUCCUGUUGCCUCUGGACUGCAAAGAGCAUUUUUUAGGAAGACUGUAUCUGUGUGCAUAUAUGUGUAUGUAUGUACAUAUAUAUUAAUACCUACCUACAUACAUACAUAUAUAUAUAUAAACAAAACGCAUCCACCAGUCCCAUCCCCUUGAUUCCCAGCUUGCACCAGACCACGAGACAAGCACGGAAGGAACAGAAGACCCUGCUCGUCAGAAGCCUUUGGUUUGGUUUUGAGCUCAUCGUUGUACAGGAAAUGGAUUUUGCGGAAAGCUAGACCUUUUCCUCCUUUCUCUCUUCCUUUCUUUUGGAUGUUUAAGCUUUGUUUGUUUUGUUUGGGUUUUUUUUAAAGCCACUGAUACUGACAUUAGUCGACCAUAUGACAAAUAAAUCAAGGAAACUGGAGAUUCCUCCCUUUUCUUACUGCAUGAUUCAUACUAUGUUGUGGAUAAAUUGCCAUUUGAGCUGUGAGAAGUUAAUGUAAAUGUGACGUUCAACAUUUGUUUCCUUUCUACACUUUUUCUACAUAACCUAGAUCUGCUCAUUAGUUUAUAGCCCUUACGCAUAUGAUACUGAGGAAAGUGGUUAACAGUAAUAUUUGUGGAGAAAGCCAGUGAUUUCAUAAUAAGAAAGGUCUAUGACCCUGGAGAGGAGAUGCAUGUUAGGGACAGAGGCAUUUAGGUUAGUAUUGAUCUUAAAUAAUUAAAACUAAAGGUGCUUACAAGACAGUUUUAUUUAAUUCUCUUUUUUUGAAGUGUGAGAAUAAACCAUUUACAUUUGUCUGGAAGUACUGCAGUGCCAAAUUCAAGUCUAGACCAUGACUGGCAAACAUGUGUUGUUCAUUCUGUUCUGUUUAUUUAUGUUUUGCAUGAGGCAUAAAUGUUCUCCAUUGUCCAUCUGGAAUAAUUAAGCACUCCUUUAGUUAAUUAUCUCGCCUCAGCAAGAAUCUGUGAUACACAGUUCUAGCCUGAACCAUCAGAAGUCCUGAAACGUGCUCUAACUGGAGAAAAAAACAGCAUGAAAGAGAUCACAAUGGGAGGUUUAGGUAUGUUGAGCUGAAGUCUAAGCUGAGUCCUGCAGGUUUCACACUGACAGGACUCCUGUAUUUACAAUAAAUACUCAAGUAACCUGUUAGUGCAAAUGUAAGAUGAACAAGUACACAAAUUGAAGGUAAUGUCCCAGCUGAAGUCUGAAUGUCUCAGAUGCUGAAGUUUGAGCAUAUGUCAUAUAGGUUUUCGUAGGGCAUAAAAUAACAUAAAUAAUAAUAGUAUAGUUAUAAAUAUUGCCUGGUGAUAAUUAUAAUGUGGAGAGGCAGACAAGUACGGUCAUGGCUCUUAGUGGAGAAAACUUCAUGGGGAAAAUUUGCCAGGGUAAUAUCAGUAAUUAUAGGGUGUGUUCAGAAUAGAGCUCAUGGGGAAAGAUUGGCAGGAUAGGAACUUUCUUAAAUAAAUACCUUUAAUAUAUUGACCAUAAUAGCUGAAAACAAGUCCAAAGCAUUGGCUAAUCCGAUUUCUCCACGCUGAGGACUGGUACCAGGCCAGCGCUGCAGAGUCUCCCGUGGGACUCAGCACCUUCUGUAGGGAUUCUCUGGGACACCCAUUGGGGUGGGGGUGCCACUGGGAAGAAAGCAAAUCCACUGAGCACAGAGAACAUAUGGCCUUGGCAGAGGUGGGUGUCCUGCUGGGGAGCCUUUUAGAGAGUGGCUCACCCCUUCACUGAUGGAGGAAGGUUCUCCUUGUGCCCCAGAGGGGUGGAUAACAAGGAUCAGAUGAUAAGUCUAAGGGAGUAAAUAAGAUCACAUUCCCUACCCAAGCAUGGAAACAUGGACCAAGCAUGUUAGAGGUUGCGAAAGCAAAAGGUGCAUGUGUUUUCACUCUGUGGAGGUGAGGAAAGCACCAGGAAGGAAACUGUGUGUGCAGUGCAGGACAGCCAAGUGCAGACCCCAGGCAAACCCUCCCUCUACUGUCUGCCACGCACACAGCUCUUCCCAAGCAAACCAAUGUCUCAGUGAGGAUUUGGGAUGACUCUCCCCUCCCUGUUGGUUCCCCUCUCCUCCCUGUGUGGCAGCAGCCCUAUCUGCAGACUGCCAUACCCAGGGAAAAGGGGCCAUUGCACCCCUGUGCUUUUGCUAGUGACCAUUGCUCGCUUUCUGACAGGGAUGUGGAUUUUCAGUCGAAGGUUGUGAGCCCCUGGAUAUGUUUUGAAAUUGGAAGAAUUUUCUUUUCUUACCCAUCCCCUUUGAUUAUUUCUCCCUUUCCCUGUGUAUCAAAAUAAAUAACAAUUUCCUUUCUCUCUGCAUGACCGCAAACAUCUAUAAAGAACUCAGGUGAUCCUCACUGCUUGCAGGGCAGACGGCAAGCAGAUUUCAUACGGCACAUUUUAAGCAUUUGUCACCACCAAUCUCAAUGGAUUCAUCAAGUUUUCCUCCCCACCCUUCUGCUGUGCUACUUUAGAAUCAUAGAAAAGCAUCUUCACCAUCUCAAACACACUGGGUUUAUAGCCUCUACACAUAGGCACAACCUUACUUCAUCCCUCAUUACUGGCAGGAUCAAAAUGGCAUUUUUAGUGUUUACAGGGACUUAUAUGAGAACUAUAAUGUGACCUACAGUUUGGAGAACUGCCUUGUCCCAACUCUACCUCUGCUUGUGGGCUGGAUGUUGAAAUAACAAUCCAUUUCCAAGGAAAGAAUCAGAUAUUCCAUUUUAUAGCUGAAGUAACCAUAAUCUUUUGCUGAUUUUUUUGGAUGACUGCUACCCUUUUUUUCCUUUUCUUUCUUUUCAUUGCUUGUACAUACCAUCCCCGCUUCUCUUGUUGUGUUGGAUGAUGAUGCCUUAGCUGUUUGUUCCCCCAUAUUCUACCAUCUCUGGUGCCACAUGCACGACACGGUCGAGCCCUCUGGCACACAUAACGUUUCCCAUGCCACUGUGGGUUGCUGCUGGUCAAGGGAAGGAAUGCAUAGCCAAUGAUUUCCAAUGGACCCGUUAUAUCUGGCAAAGGCCAAAGUUCAUUAAAGCAAAAUAAAUGUCACUUUUUUUUUGUGGAAUGAAUUACCCUACUGGAGUGUGAUCAUUGUGGUUUUAACCUGGGACCUGCAGUAAAAGAUUAUAGAGCAACCUCUGACCUUUUUGAUUUCUGCUUUACUCUUCUAUUGUCAAGGGAACUUCACUGAUCAGGUGAAAGUAAAAUGUUUAAUGGGCCAUAUCACAGUAAUAUCUUACACUGAGUCAAAUUGAUAAAGUCUUGCCAAAAAUUCUUAGCAUCUGGCACUUCCACGGAAACCACAAACAAUGAUUGCACAUAAGGGAGCUUGAAGGCUAGAGGUCAUGACAGCAGUUUAUUACACGCACCUUACAGUGAUCAUUUUCCCUAGGAAAUUAACCCCUCUCUAAUAUAAGUGCAUCAAGUGAGCUCUUGACGGCGUUUCAAUCAUGUUGUUUUGGCUAAGCAAGGAAUACAUGUUAAGCUUAAGUGGUGACAAGAUGCAAUUAAGUAAAAGAUGAUUGAUUAGGUUUCAGUGUUUGCUCAGUAACGUUUAAAAAAGAUGGUUGUGAGAUCAGAAUGAACAUACCAAGCACCAGCUCCCUCAAAGGUCCUUAGCGUGCAGUUACCAGGUGGUAGCAGUGGCACAUGAGAGAUUUGCUGGCAUUCAGGAAUGGCUGCUGAGCAGCGUGGCCCUUGAUCCCACCACUGGGCUCUUGCCUGACCAGCAGCACCUUUCCGUUGCACAGCUGACUGUUGAGAGGACAAUUCCUACCGUGCACUGCUGUUCUCAGCCCCUGUUUACCGCAGCACUGCGGAUUAAACCCUGUAUCAUAAGCAGUUAGGGGCUGGUGGUAAAUCUGUAUCACAGUCACAACACGGAAGACAGUUAAAUUACUGCAAGUAAAGAAUGGUGGUUGCGAUCACUAUGGCUCAAACACUAUUCUAGGCAUUUUUAUCUCCUUUUCUUCUUUAAACUCUGUCAUGAAUAACAUCCUAAUCACUUGGCUCAGUUGCUGCUAACCAUGCCUGAAAUGUGACUCAAAUUAGUCCUUAUGAUGGUUGUGAGUGGAUCUCUGGAAGCCACCCUGCACAAGUCAGAUGAGUGUUACCAGGUCUUUUGAAGGGGUCAUUGUCAGCAGCAACUCAGCCACCUCACUGUGCUGUCACUGCAUGGGGAAGGUACUCCAUGCUGGCAAACCUUCCAGGGAUGAUGUGAACCCACUUACCUCUUCCUACUGUGCUCAGGACUCCCUUCCAGUUUCCUUAAGGAUCAGAAGUAUAUCCCAAGCCACCACCACAGGUGCCCCAGGGAACCCGACUCUGUGAUGCUGCUAGGGAUGCUGCAAGCUGGGGUUUGGGAGAGCUCCUCUUUGAACCAUGUCGUAAUAACUCUGGUUGUCCCUAAAAGCCACUAGAAAUUAACAGCAGAACCCAGGAGGAAGGGAAGGGUUCUCACAAGCCUGCAGCUUGGUCACAGCAGUGAAAGGACCGAGAAGCUACUGAGGCACAUCAAAGCCAUGGGAGCUGGAGCCACAGUAUGCACAGUCUCAAGUGCUCAGGAUAGUGCUUUACACAGCCCCAUGCCCAAACCACGUCAUGUGUUUCUGAACAGCAGAUGCUCCCUGUGUGUCUGGGUCCAUCACCAGCCCAGUGGCAUGGGACAACGGGUGCUGCACCCACAGCAGCGUGGCCAGGGCUUCAGGCAUCUCUUCUCUUGGUUAGGGGGGUACCUGGGACUUGGUACCUCUUGGCAGGUACCUGAAGUCUUUCAGCUUUGAUGGGAUUUAAGCACAGUCUUGCUUGUUUGAGGCCUAGCUGAAUAAACUGACAACUAUUUGCCCUCCACAAGGAUGCAGCCAGGUCCCCUUGGUUCUGCACACCCUGUUUCUGCUCAGCAGUGACUGUGAAGGGACUGCCAGCUCCUUUGCAUUGGGAACUCUGUUUUUAAGUGAACACCCUAUUUUUUAGCUGUGUAUGGCUGUAUUACUUGUAUAUUUAUAUAUUCUGUAUUUAUGUUAUCGAAAUGUAGUAUUUUGUAGCUGUCUGUUACAAUUUGUUUAACUUGUAAAAAAAUAUGACUAUGCUCUCUCAUACUUAACCAGCUGCCUUUCACCAUAGACUCUCUGCUCCUUUCCCUCUGUGCUGGUAACAAACCACCAUAAUGUAUGUAGAUCGGAUUCUUGUUAUGUUUUUUUGGUUUGUUUUUUUUUUUUUAAUUUAAUUACUUGUCAUUGUUAAAUUAUUUAUUAGCGUUUUGAAAUUUCAAUUCACUGCAUUUUUUUUUCCUGCCACCAUUGCCUGGCACCUAAGAUACGUGAUGAGUUUCUCAUACAUUAUGCUCCUUCCCACGUGCGUGCACGCACACACACACACACUCUAAACAAAACCAGAAAAAGAAAAAAAAAAGAGAGAGAUGACACUUCAGUAUAUUUGUAAAUAAAAGCAACCUGUAAACAAAGCA
Pezoporus flaviventris is the source of this 7041-nucleotide messenger RNA. RefSeq names its product LIM homeobox transcription factor 1 beta (gene LMX1B). Bases 301 to 1503 code for a protein of 400 amino acids. Lineage: Eukaryota; Metazoa; Chordata; Aves; Psittaciformes; Psittacidae. The record is from RefSeq and is a predicted model, not a curated record. The transcript is spliced from 8 exons. Gene Ontology annotation, biological process: regulation of transcription by RNA polymerase II; neuron differentiation. Gene Ontology annotation, molecular function: DNA-binding transcription factor activity, RNA polymerase II-specific; RNA polymerase II transcription regulatory region sequence-specific DNA binding. Gene Ontology annotation, cellular component: nucleus.